Hypomesus transpacificus is the source of this 4424-nucleotide messenger RNA. RefSeq names its product integrin alpha-L-like. Gene Ontology annotation, cellular component: external side of plasma membrane; integrin complex. Gene Ontology annotation, biological process: cell-cell adhesion; cell adhesion mediated by integrin; integrin-mediated signaling pathway. Bases 350 to 3874 code for a protein of 1174 amino acids. NCBI's taxonomy places the organism in Eukaryota, Metazoa, Chordata, Actinopteri, Osmeriformes, Osmeridae. Gene Ontology annotation, molecular function: integrin binding. The record is from RefSeq and is a predicted model, not a curated record. The transcript is spliced from 32 exons.
ACCCACACGCAAGGGAAACGAGGAAGGCUCUCAAGAACCAAGUAUGUUAAGUGAAUUAAGUACUAAAUAUAUAUAUUGUAAACAGGAACAAGGCGUGAAAAGGACUGACAAAGGGGGGAAACAUACGGGGCAGGGCAGGAAUGAAUGGAGCCAGGAGAGAGAGGCAAAACUAGGGCGGGAAAAAAAACACUUGGCAAGGAAGAACUGAAACUACAAGACAACAACAAGGGCAAAAACAAGAGUGGAAACAACCUUGUAUGAAAGAUCGAAGGAACAGCAGCCUCUAUUAAGCUUCAUCCCUACAAGAGACAGCAAGGAUCUCUUUAUAUUUGAUCAGCAGCAAAAACUGAUGAGAGAAAAUGACCAAAAGAAGACUUAUUCCUUUGCUCACCUGCAUGGCAACUAUAGAUGUUUGAAUGAAUCACAUGUUUGGAGGAUGCAUAAACAUGAACUCUGUGUGAACCUUUACACAAGAAAUGAGGAUAGAGUUCUCUCAGCUUCUUGGGCUUUCAACAUCGAUGUAGCAAACCCCCACAUCUGUACUGGAAAGAAACAAGAUUUAUUUGAUUACAAAGUAGUUCAGUACAUAUCAGGCAAGAAAGGGAUACGGGUCACUGUACCACUUCAGAAAAGCAGCACUGGAGGAAUCUGUAAAUGUGUUCAGAACCAAACAGUUUGUUACAAUCCAGCAAAAAAUGUAGCCCUUCUUCCAAACGGAGAUAGAUCAUUGGAGUACAUUGGACUGACUUUAGGUGAUGACUUAAUGAAUCCCCCAAACUUUGUGGCCUGCAGCCCAGGUCUGGUUCAUGAGUGUGAUGAGAACUCCCAUCUGAACAGUGUGUGCUACAAGUUCAAUAGCGAGUUCCAGAAAACCUCAAACUUCACACCUGCCUUUCAAGAAUGUACCAAGAAGAAAGUGGACCUUGUGUUUCUGUUUGAUGGAUCAGAAAGCAUGUCAAGGGAUGAAUUUAACAAAAACAAAGGAUUCAUUUUGGAUAUCAUCAAACUACACCAAAAAUCCUCAAUUAAGUUUGCUGCAGUACAGUUCUCAAAGGAAUCCAGGACAGUUUUUGACUUCAACGACUACCAAAAAGGGACGGCCGAAGGAAAGCUUCGGAAAGAACAACAUUUUCAAUCCUUAACCAAUACACACAAGGCGAUAGACUUUGUACUGAAAAACCUAUUUGAUAACUCAAUUGCUGGCGCCACGCCUGAUGCAACAAAGGUUCUGGUUAUCAUCACAGAUGGACUUCCCACUGAUAGUGAUAGGAAUUUAAAGUCGAUCAAAAGAACAAACGAAAAAAACAUCAUACGCUUUAUUAUUGGUGUCAAGAACCCCUCAAACAAAAAUAACUACAACGUAGAUUUUUUGGAAAAACUAAAAAAACUGGCAUCAGAACCAAAGGAUAACAACACAUUCCUCAUUGAAGACUAUAAUGGACUGUCAAGAAUCCUGGACAUUUAUCAGAAAAAGACUUUCAAAGUAUACAAUACUGCUUGGGAAGGAAACUUAAGAAAAGAUAUGUCUCAAAGUGGGUUCAAUAGUCAGUUACAGGAGGAUAUCUUGGUUUUAGGGUCAGUGGGAUUAUAUGAAUGGCGAGGAUCUCUCUCUGAGAUUCAGGGCCCAGGAUCGGAGAAAAGAGAAAUUGUGGAUCCCUCCAUAGAAAAGGACUCCUACAUGGGGUACGCUUUAACUGUUGCAAAGAAGAACGAUCACCUUCUGUACCUUACUGGUGCUCCUAGUUUUGAACAUAAAGGACAGAUCCUCCUUUUUACUAAUGAUGAAAACAAUGACUGGGAAGUGACUACGAAAGAGUAUGGGGAGCAGAUUGGGUCCUAUUUUGGGGCAGAGCUGUCUGCAGUUGAUAUUGACUCAGACGGCAACACAGACUUUCUGCUGGUGGCGGCUCCAAUGUUCUACCAGUCUCAGAGUGAGGGCAAGAUCUAUGUCUACCAACUGACUGAUAAGCUGGAACUGAGGAGUGUGAUGAACGUGUCAGGACCUUUUUGGGGAAGAUUCGGGUCAUCCAUCUCCUCAGUCACAGAUCUGAACGGUGAUGAUCUAAAGGAUGUGGCCGUGGGCGCUCCCCUCGAGGAUGAAGGCAGGGGGGCUGUGUACAUCUACCUGGGUGACAAACUUGGAGGAAUACGCAAAAGCUAUAAUCAAAGAAUCGCUGCCAAAAUGCUGAGGGAUGAUCUGGAGUUAUUUGGCCAGACACUUGAUGGGAGAAUGGAUAUGGGCCAUGAUGGCUUGAUUGACAUUGCAGUUGGUGCCAAAGGAAGAGUUGUUGUGUUAAGGUCCAAGUCUGUCUUCAACGUCUCUGCUGGUCUCUCAUUCCACCCCUCUGAGAUCAGCACUGAUCCAUUUGACUGUCUCACCAGUGAGGACCAAACCUUCCCAGUGUUCACUAUAACAGCCUGCUUUAGUAUGGUGGAGGCUACCAAGAGUGGAGUGCGGAAUGCAGAGAUAAAUGUCUCUUACAUGCUGGAAGUGGAUCCUAUGAGGCACACCAGUAGAGGUCUCGUUGGCAGGAAUGGAACCAGAGGACUUCAAAUGAUUGAGAAGCUGAGCAAAAAUGUGACCUGCUUUAACCACUCAAUCCACAUGAAGAACUCAACAACACCACCAACUGGCAUCUUGAAUGUUGACAGCCCUACAAAGGCUUCCAUUGAGGUGCCCUUUACGAAGAAUUGUGAAAACAAAGAAAAAUGUGUUGCAGAGCUUGAAGUAAACUUUAACUUCACAACCUCAACUUUAAUUGUGAUGGACCAAAGCUACUUCAACGUAACAGUAAGACUGUCCAAUCAUGCAGAUGAUUCUCAUAACACCAGCCUCACAUUCCUCUACCCACCUGGCCUAUCGUUCUCUAAGAUGCAUCUGGAGAAGGCCACAAGGACGACCCUCCACAAAUGCAGCAAUCUAGAGGGGGUCACUCACAGGACCCUGUGCAGCAUCAGCCUUCCUGUCUAUCGCAGCAAAACAACAGCAACAUUUAAGAGUUUAUUUCGCAUUUCAAAUUCCUACAAUUGGAAUGACACCAUGUCCAUGACCAUCAUUGGACACAGUGAUAAUGACAACUCCACCAAUGCUACAGUUACCAAAUCCAUUCCUGUUCAGUUUGCAGUUGAUUUGACAGCAAAGGCGAAUUAUGAAUACUCCAACACGUAUUUUAUCGUUAAUCAAGAGGAUAAAGGACUUAAAAAUCUGGUAAAUGUAUACGAGGUGAAGAACUUGGCUUGGAAGUCUUUGCCUGUUACAGUAACCAUCACCUUCCCAACUCUGCUUGGGCAUCAAUUUGAAAUGAGGGAUUAUAAAGUAUCAGUCUCAGAGAACCAAACAGAAUGUAAACAAACUAUAAACGCAACAUCAGACUACUGCACUAAAGAAAAAAACUGCAAGUCCAUCAAAUGUAAUGCUGUUAUAUUGGACAAAAAUGCAACUGUUCAAUUCAAACUUCGGGGAAGUGUAUCUUUUGAGGGCCUUGAGCAGUUGGUAAAGGACAUGCCACUGUCCAAAAUGUUCACUGGCGAUGAAGCAGACGUUCGAUUCAAAAGUUUUGUAAAUGUUGACUAUGACAAGCAACGAUAUGUCCAAAAAUCAAGUAACCAUGAGAACAAACAUUAUACAAGUUUCCACCAGGCACAGAUUGAUGUUCGAGCAGAGUUCAUCAUUCCCCCGAACAAAGAGCUGAUUAUAGCAACAGGUGCUGGUGGGGGGGUCCUGCUUCUCCUUAUUAUUACUGUGGUCAUGUUUAAGAUGGGAUGCUUCAAUUCAAAAAUGACAUGGACUCCUGGGAAAGAGGAGAUUGAUGAUGGAGAAGAGAAUUAUGGGAAUGGACGGUUUAAAGAAAUUGGUUGGAAUCAGAUUGCCUGACAAGAAAAUGCCUGAGUCUUGUGGUGGCACAGAAGCAAAAGCACUCAUGGCAAACAUUUAAACGCCCCAACAGGAGUAAGGAAAGGAAGAAAGCAAUGGCUGUGUGUGAUAAAAAGGCUAAAGACGCACUUGUUCUGGGAGUACAACAAUACUUAAGAAAUAUUUGUUGGAUCAGAAGUUUAUUUCCUCCAGGAACACAAUCACACUUAUUGAGGGGAUUUGUAGCACUUGUUGAGGCUAGCUGUAACUGAUUGAACUACUUUUACUCUCUGUGAAUUAUAUUAUUGGGUGUGCUCACGCCUUUGGCAAGCAUAACCAUUGUUCUCUCACAUAUAUAUUAUUAUUCUUUUCCCACCCCUAAGGAUCCAUCAAUAUUCUGACUACAUAGACAACGUUGAUGUCAAAAGUUGUCUUGGUCCCGAUUGAGUUGCUUGUAUUUUUAUGUACGUUCCGUUGCACAGUUUAGGAGGUUACGUUUUUGUGGAAAAAACUGCCUUAUGUCAAUGAAGGGUACUCAGUGCUAGCCUACCUCACAACGUCAGCAACGAUA